Molecule: messenger RNA, 4178 nt
Organism: Neogale vison (American mink)
Lineage: Eukaryota; Metazoa; Chordata; Mammalia; Carnivora; Mustelidae
Gene: SLC7A6
Product: solute carrier family 7 member 6
Exons: 11
Coding region: 242-1783 (513 amino acids)
Biological process (GO): amino acid transmembrane transport
Cellular component (GO): membrane
Molecular function (GO): L-amino acid transmembrane transporter activity
Source: RefSeq, a predicted model, not a curated record
UGGAGGCCUCAGUGGACUUGAGCCGGGUCUGAGUUGUGAAUGUGGGAGGACAGGUCCCGGGUCUGUGUCUUCCUAAGAGGUUAAAUGGCCAAGACAGACAAAUGGAAUUAGGCCUUGCUGUGGAGACUUCCAUUUUCUUCUCAGUACCUGACCAUUUAUGAUGAGGCAGCUUAUGAAAGUGUGAUGUUUGCUUAUUUCCUCACAGGCCACAGUAAACACAGGUGUGAAGGAAACAUUUGCCAUGGAAGCCAGGGAACUGGAGAGCCCCCCACCAGCCUACCAUCUUAUUCCAGAGGCCAGCCAGCCCAGGGAAGAUGUCAACAUGAAGCCUCAACAGACUGCAGAAACUAUGCAGCUAAAGAAGGAGAUCUCGCUGUUGAAUGGGGUCAGCUUGGUGGUGGGCAACAUGAUCGGCUCAGGAAUCUUUGUCUCACCCAAGGGCGUGCUGGUAUACACUGCCUCCUAUGGGUUGUCAUUGGUCGUAUGGGCCAUUGGUGGGCUUUUCUCUGUUGUUGGUGCCCUUUGCUAUGCAGAGCUGGGGACCACCAUCACGAAGUCUGGGGCCAGCUAUGCUUAUAUUCUAGAGGCCUUUGGGGGCUUCAUUGCCUUCAUCCGCCUGUGGGCCUCCUUGCUAAUUGUUGAGCCCACCAGUCAGGCCAUCAUUGCCAUCACCUUCGCCAACUACAUCAUCCAGCCCUCGUUCCCUACCUGUGAUCCCCCGUACCUGGCCUGUCGUCUCCUUGCUGCUGCUUGCAUAUGCCUGCUGACAUUUGUGAACUGUGCUUAUGUCAAGUGGGGCACACGUGUUCAGGACACGUUCACUUAUGCCAAGGUCCUAGCACUCAUUGCCAUCAUUAUCAUGGGCCUCGUUAAACUGUGCCAGGGACACUCUGAGCACUUUCAGGACGCCUUUGAGGGUUCCUCCUGGGACAUGGGAGACCUCUCUCUCGCCCUCUACUCUGCCCUCUUCUCUUACUCAGGUUGGGACACCCUUAAUUUUGUAACCGAAGAAAUCAAAAACCCAGAAAGAAAUUUGCCCCUGGCCAUUGGGAUUUCCAUGCCAAUUGUGACGCUCAUCUAUAUCCUAACCAACGUGGCCUAUUAUACAGUGCUGAGCAUUUCAGAUGUCCUUGACAGUGAUGCUGUGGCUGUGACAUUUGCUGACCAGACAUUUGGCUUGUUCAGCUGGACCAUUCCCAUUGCUGUUGCCCUGUCCUGCUUUGGGGGCCUCAAUGCAUCUAUCUUUGCUUCAUCAAGGUUGUUCUUCGUGGGCUCCCGUGAGGGCCACCUCCCUGAUGUUCUGUCCAUGAUCCACAUUGAGCGUUUUACACCCAUCCCUGCUUUACUGUUCAAUUGUACCAUGACACUCAUCUACCUCACCGUGGAAGAUGUUUUCCUGCUCAUCAACUACUUCAGCUUUAGCUAUUGGUUCUUUGUGGGCCUAUCUGUUGCUGGACAGCUCUAUCUUCGCUGGAAGGAGCCCGAGCGACCCCGGCCUCUCAAGUUGAGCCUGUUUUUUCCCAUCGUGUUCUGCAUAUGCUCCUUGUUUCUGGUGAUUGUGCCGCUAUACAGUGACACCAUCAAUUCCCUCAUUGGCAUCGGGAUUGCCCUCUCUGGGAUUCCUGUCUACUUCGUGGGUGUUUACUUGCCUGAGUCCCAGAGGCCAGUCCUUAUUCGGAAUGUCCUGGCUGCUGUCACCAGAGUCACCCAGAAGCUUUGCUUUUGUGUCCUGACUGAGCUUGAUGUAGCAGAAGAGAAAAAGGUUGAGAGGAAAACGGACUAGAGGCCAGAUGUGAUGUCCCUUGAGGCCUGGAAGGCCAGCCACCAAAGUCCAGAUGACAAGACUGCAGGCCUAACCCUCUUGUCCUAAAGGAGUCUGGUGGCCCACAUUAUAUAAGGGGGACUCAGGGCUGAUGGCCUGCUCUGGCAGUCACUCUCAUUGGUAAGCUGUGGGAGGAGACUCAGGGUCCAAGGCCAGCCUGAAAGUGGGAACUUUACAUAGAGGGUGGUGGUGGGGAAUAGUUUAGUUUUAUUCCUGGUUGAGUCAGUAUAGCUUACCAAACACUUGGGCAACUGUACUGAGGGAAGAGGGAGUGCUAGGUUAAUAGAUGUGGCUGGUGGUUCGGAAUUUGUUAUUUGAGGUUUGAAUCAGGAGCCUCUACAAAGGGGCUGCUUUAUGGGAAGGUUUCCUCUGAUCAGGUCCAAACACCUGACUCUAGAGGCCUAACAUGCUACCAUUUCUUCUUCUGACUCAAGAUCUUUCCCUAGGAAGACAGCUGUAUUUCAUUAUUUAUGGACAUUAUUUAGUCCAGGACACCAGUUCUGGCAUAGCACUGGUGUUCAUUCAUCUUCAGGAUGCAAUAAGCUGAUUGUGCUUAAAAACUCAAAAUACUCCCGAGUCCCUCUGCCCUUAGAGGUGUCUCUGUGUGCUGGUGUGGGUCAGCCUCUGACCACAGAUUUUUUUUGCUUGGUUUUAGCACAGUCUUCUGUUGAGUCUUAGCUGCAAAGAUGAACUUUAAAGAUUUUUUUUUUUUACUCGUGUAUUGGUUAUAUUUUAGUCAGUAGGUCACAGAUUAUAUAAGCACCUAGCUCAAAUCAGCAAGGACAAAUGAAAAAAUUCAUGAGUCAGAAGUCUGAAACUCUGCUAUUUUGAAGGAUAAUCCCUUAUUUUACUUGAGACCUCAGAUCUUUAUUCUAGAUGAUAGAAGGUAAACCUCUGGUUCCUGGUAUGACCUUUAGGAGGACAUAAACUGUUUUAGAAUUCAAGUGGAUUACCUGAAUUCUCUCAGCCAUCAAUGGCUUAGAGAACAUCUCAUGGACUCAAGCCACCAAAUAGCUUGUUUCUGUCUAUAAGGGCUGGUGUGAGGGACUGCUGUGCAGACCCACGCGAGCCCACCUUGGUGCUAGAAGUGGUCAUUGCCCUCUUCCAAAAACCUCACACCAGGCUGCAUCCUCCUUUUCUGUCCCCAGCACUGGGCUUUGUUUACACUCUGAACUGUCUUGGUGUGGAUCAUCAGGAUAGUGCAUUCCUGUCCUGUCUGCCUCCCCUUGCUGGAGGUCUGAUGGGCCUGUAGUCUCAGGAAGAGCUUGGUACUUGUGUGGACUUCUAUUUUCUCCUUGUGGAGAUCAGAGAAGACUUUGGGGGACAAAGCUGCUUCAACCUCAAUCUGGCUCCUCAGCAGACUGCAUGAUUGGAAGCAACUAAUUCUGGUGCUCAGGGUGUGCUUUUAGCAUCCAGGUCAGGCCAGAGUAGGCUUGGCCUCAUGGAUGUUCCCUCAUGGGCAGCCACGGUUGCAGUGGACUAUACAGCUGUCCUGUGAUGCUUCCAGAUACUGUCAUCCUGGGUCCAGAGGAACCUGCUGACUUGGCUAACUCCAUGCCUGGACAUCUUAUCCUUUCAUUUUAGAACUGGUCACUGGUAAAGACAAGAACUAUGAGGCAAUCUCCCUUUCUGACCAUUCUUUUCUUUCAAGUGGCCUCAGUUGCAGCCAGGGGAGCAACCUUGGCCAUACUUGUUUAAUAAAGACAAUUUAGGGGAGCAUGAGGACAGCUGCCUUCGGUUUAGGGCAUGCAUGGAUGAGAAAAUGAGGGGACAUUCCUACUGUCAUGGGUUGGGGAUUUGCACAGCAAAUUCCUUUCUGGCAACAGGGAGUCUUAUGCAAAGGUUGACUUGCCUAGAGUACGUAAACAUGACUCCUGUCUGAGCCAAGAUGGCACCUAUCCCAGGGAUCCUCUCGAGCUAAUCCUUUAAGCAGAGUGUGCUUGUCUUAAGGAUCCCUGACCCAGGUUUUAGCUUUCUCCCCUGAAGUAAAUGACCAGCUAAUCCCAGGAACUUGUGGCUCCUGGGGGAAGCAUGGGCCUCACACCCUAAGUGCCCCAGCACAAGCUUAGUGAGCCAUGUCAUCCCCCUCUCAUUACUGGAUGGCAACUGCAUUCUUCCCCUCUGUGCUGGAUACAGACUUCACCCAGGAACCCUUCUGUGGGAGGGAAGCCAGAGACUCCCUACAGCAGUCAAGCUUCAUGGUGGAAUUAAAUUUCUGCAAGGUCUUUGUUGUUCGUCUCCUUCAAUCCUUCUCCUGGUGUGCUAAUCUCUUUGCAGUAGGUACAGUAUGAGAUUGUCAGCCCUUUAAUGUUGGCAAACCUUAAUGAGUACAUAAACAGCAGUGAGCACAUUAUAA